GCAUGCAGGUAAUGUCACUCACAGCAAUGCAAUUGGUUUGAUGGUGGGAGCAGAAGUCGACAGAAGCCCUAUGUCACAGUCUUGGUAUAGCGAUUGAACUGUGCCCAAUUAUUUGAGCAAUCAUGUCAGAAAUUAAAACUUGGGCCUUUUGGAGAGCAGUUCUGGCUGAGUUGCUGGGGAUGACUAUCUUUGUCUUCACUGGCCUCUCAGCAGCUAUAGGGAAUCCCCAUAACUCUAACCCUGACCAGGAGGUGAAAGUGGCAUUUGCGUUUGGCUUGGCGAUCGCUACGCUGGCCCAGUGCUUAGGUCACAUCAGCGGUGCCCACCUGAAUCCUGCCAUCACCAUGGGUUUCCUAGUCACCUGCCAGAUGAGUGUCCUCCGGGCUCUUUUCUACAUUAUAGCUCAGAUGUUGGGAGCGAUGGCUGGCAGUGGUAUUGUGUAUGGUAUCAGGCCAGAGAACACUGAUUCACUUGGCGUUAACAAGCUGCAUGGAAUCAGCCCAGGACAAGGUUUUGCUGUUGAAUUCCUGCUCACACUCCAGCUGGUCCUGUGUGUUAUAUCAGUCACUGAUAAUAGACGUGAUGUCAGUGGGUUUGCACCUUUGGCUAUUGGAUUGUCUGUAGGGCUGGGACAUCUAGCCGGGAUCAGCUACACAGGAUGUGGGAUCAACCCAGCUCGAUCCUUUGGGCCUGCGCUUAUUCAAGAGUCUUUUGAUGAUCACUGGGUAUACUGGGCAGCACCAAUGAGCGCUGGGGUGGCGGCAGCGCUCCUCUAUGAUUACCUGCUUCUACCCAGAGAUGAGCCGCUGAGUGAACGAGCAAAAAUCCUGUGCUGCUGUGGCCCAGAAAUGGAGGCUCAAAUGCGGGAGCCACUUCUGGAGGAUGUUGGUGAUGGAGAAUGGUCAAAGGAGCGUGUUUGAGUGGGAAUAUGCCUCUAUACCAUGCAGUUUUGCAUUAGAAAUAAAAACAAAUCUUCAAAA
Myripristis murdjan (pinecone soldierfish) is the source of this 980-nucleotide messenger RNA. RefSeq names its product aquaporin-1-like. The record is from RefSeq and is a predicted model, not a curated record. Gene Ontology annotation, cellular component: membrane. Gene Ontology annotation, molecular function: carbon dioxide transmembrane transporter activity; water channel activity; glycerol transmembrane transporter activity. The coding region runs from base 123 to 920 and encodes 265 amino acids. Gene Ontology annotation, biological process: hyperosmotic response; renal water transport; carbon dioxide transmembrane transport. The transcript is spliced from 4 exons. Lineage: Eukaryota; Metazoa; Chordata; Actinopteri; Holocentriformes; Holocentridae.